Molecule: messenger RNA, 735 nt
Organism: Symbiodinium pilosum
Lineage: Eukaryota; Dinophyceae; Suessiales; Symbiodiniaceae
Source: the annotation of a GenBank genome assembly
AUGGUCAAAACUUGCGUAUUUGGUGCGAAGAGAAGGAAAUUUCGUGAGACGAAAGAAUCGCGCAAAGCCUUCCAUCUAAGACGUAACCACGCCUGUGUUUGGGCUGAACCCCCCAAAAGCCAUGCCCAUCCUGAGGAUAAAACUGUGAUGAUGGAAUUGGGCAAGUCCAUGGAAUACCAGCUCACGAUGUCAAAGGAUGACUUCAGCAAGCGGUUCCUCAACACAGGACAAGCUGAUGAGCAGACGCCUGCUGCAAGCGACCAGAAGAAGGACGAUCAGGCUUAUAGAUUCUUGAAAAUGGGGCGCUUCAUGAUGCGCUCGCAACUGGAUGCCAUUUAUCAGGGGCAGGUAUUCGAUGUGAAGACUCGCGCAGUGUUUGACGUCAGGCAUGAUGCAAGGAGAUACGAAGUGAAGAGGAAAUACCGCAUUACGAAGAUUUUCGGCGGCCGUCACAGCUACGAGCUGGAAAUCUACGAAAUGAUGCGAAAUGCCUUCAUGAAGUAUGGCUUCCAAGCAAAGAUUGGCCGUAUGGAUGGGGUCAUUGUCGCCUAUCACAACACGGCGGAAGUUUUCGGCUUUCAGUACCUCCCCCUGGCAGACAUGGAGCGCUGCAUCUACGGUGGCCGUGAGGCCGCUAAUGUGGCUUUCGACCUAAGCGUCAAAGUCCUGCAGACCUUGCUCGACUUCCUUACCCAGGAGGAAGAGCUCUCGAAGAACAGCACCAUCAAGAUGACG